Molecule: messenger RNA, 1304 nt
Organism: Beta vulgaris subsp. vulgaris (sugar beet)
Lineage: Eukaryota; Viridiplantae; Streptophyta; Magnoliopsida; Caryophyllales; Amaranthaceae
Product: B3 domain-containing transcription factor VRN1-like
Exons: 4
Coding region: 69-1052 (327 amino acids)
Molecular function (GO): DNA binding
Source: RefSeq, a predicted model, not a curated record
UCAAAAACGGCCAACAAAUAUAACAAAAAAAAAGUUUCCUUUUAGAUCACUUUUAUUGACGGGGAAGUAUGAGAAGCAGACGAAAGAAAGAAGGAAACAAAAGCCUCGAAAAAUUUGGGAGUCGCCAUUAUAGACCUUCUUGUUUCUUUAAAUUGAUGCUGUCUCCUUCUUCACAGUUCAAGAAGCUGAGGAUUCCGAAGAAUUUUGCAAGAAAACUCCGCAACGAAGAUUGUAAUGUAGCCAUCCUCAACGUUCCCACUGGUGAAACUCGAAAAGUGGAAUUAGUUGAAGAGGAAAACGAGCUAUGGUUUGGUAAUGGUUGGCAGGAAUUUGUGGAGUAUUUUUCCAUAGGCUUUGCAUACUUUCUAGUGUUCAAAUAUCAAGGAAAUUCAAAUUUCUUAGUUCAUAUAUUCAACUUAACUGCUUGUGAAAUAACAUAUCCAUGUAAUGCAAGUAAUAAUAAUGCUUCUAAGGUACGACAUGAUCCUUGUGUAAAAGGAAACGAAUACGACAAAGAGGAGAAACCCGAAAUUAGCCAGAAAAAAUCUGAUGUACAAGUGCAACAACUAGAUAGUGAAGAUGAUCGGUAUAUUAGUGAUAAUGAAGAGGUUUUUAAUGCAAGAAAAGGAGUUCGCCAAGUUGGGAAUCCAUUAUGGUUUAAAAAGCAUGAGGAGCUACUGAAAGUUGCAAUUGCUGCUGGGAUUUCUAUGCCUAAAAAUCCUUUUUUUGUGGCUGAUAUGAAGCCAUAUGUAUUGAACAAAGGGUUCUUGAAUAUUCCUCUGCACUUUGGUCGAAGGCAUCUCAGAUGUAAGCUAAAUGAAUGCAAACUCGUUAAGCUUGAAGCAUAUGAUGGAAGCCAAUGGGAAGUCAAUUGUUUUUUAGACUACAGAAAGAUGGCAUUUCGCCAAGGGUGGAUGAUGUUUGCACGCCAUAUUGGCUUGGAAGCUGGAGAUAUUUGUGCUUUUGAGCUAAUAAAUGCAAAAAAGUAUGUGUUCAAAGUUCAUGUUGCUAAAAGUUCACAAGUCAAGCCUUAUGAAGCUAAACAUGUAUAGGCAAUAUAGCUUCUGAGAAUGUAUCCUAAACAAAUCUCAACUUUGGAGAUUAUUCGGUCUAGUAAUUUGCGGCCGAACACUAAUGAUGUGAUGUUGAAUUCAUGGUUAAGCUAUCACUUUAGGUAUUGGGGUUGGCUCAAGUGGUUAAACUCUCACUUUUGAGAUUAUUCGGGGAGUUGGGGUGUCUGGUUUGUAAUAGACGUUUGAGUGGGAGUCCUAUGCGAGGAGAGCUCAGAGAAAUCUUUCUUACCA